Triticum dicoccoides is the source of this 435-nucleotide messenger RNA. RefSeq names its product sister chromatid cohesion 1 protein 1-like. Gene Ontology annotation, cellular component: cohesin complex. The record is from RefSeq and is a predicted model, not a curated record. Lineage: Eukaryota; Viridiplantae; Streptophyta; Magnoliopsida; Poales; Poaceae. The coding region runs from base 7 to 435 and encodes 142 amino acids. The transcript is spliced from 6 exons. Gene Ontology annotation, biological process: meiotic sister chromatid cohesion, centromeric. Gene Ontology annotation, molecular function: chromatin binding; protein binding.
UCCAAGAUGUUCUACUCGCACCAGCUCCUCGCGCGGAAGGCGCCGCUCGGCCAGAUAUGGAUGGCCGCCACGCUCCACGCCAAGAUCAACCGCAAGCGCCUCGACAAGCUCGACAUCAUCAAAAUCUGCGAGGAGAUCCUGAACCCGUCGGUGCCCAUGGCGCUCAGGCUCUCCGGGAUCCUCAUGGGCGGCGUGGUGAUCGUGUACGAGAGGAAGGUGAAGCUUCUCUACGAUGAUGUGUCCCGUCUUCUGGUAAACUUCGACUUCCAGUCUUGCCCAGUUCAUCCUGCUUGGUAUGAAGCAGUAACACUGCCAGAGAAUGCGGUGGAUAUGGAGGUGGAGCAGCCCGUGUUUUUCACAGAUACUGAUACUACUAGGUUCCGCGGAAUGGUAAUCGUUGUCAUCUGUGUAUUCUGGAAGUUGAAACUGUGUUAG